Messenger RNA from Tetranychus urticae (two-spotted spider mite), 1696 nucleotides. It is a transcript of the gene Poc1, whose product is annotated as Proteome of centrioles 1. Gene Ontology annotation, molecular function: protein binding. NCBI's taxonomy places the organism in Eukaryota, Metazoa, Arthropoda, Arachnida, Trombidiformes, Tetranychidae. The record is from RefSeq and is a predicted model, not a curated record.
GAUGGCCCCUUAGAAGUGAAAACAAAAAAAAAGAGUUUAGCGGUCUUUCGAAAUUUUAAAAUGUGGUUAGAUUAUGACACAUAGUUAAAUUUAGUUCAUCGUUUAUUGUUCGUAUUUUUUAUGUAUCUCUGUAUCUAAAUUCCCACUCAUUAUAAACCAAAAUGGAUACAUCUGAUUGUAUUGUUGAGCCAUACCUGAGCUGCUCGUAUCGAGCUCAUAAAAAUGAAGUUAAUCAUGUCAAGUUCAGCCCAGAUUCCAGUCAUAUGAUUACUUGCUCGAAUGAUCAACAAGUUAUAUUUUGGGAAUUCAAGGAUAAUCUCGAGAUCAGACGAAGUUAUAGAUUGUCUGGCCAUAAGGAUAUUGUCCAUUGUGUCGAUUACUCUUCUAGAUCUGAUUAUUUUGUCUCUGUGUCAAGGGAUAAAACUGCGUGUCUUUGGAGACUAGGACAGGAUGGCCGACCUAAUCUAGAUCCUUUAAUUUAUAACUGUCAUUGCAGUACAAUCCGAUAUGUUGAUGUUUCUCCUAAAGGUGACUUCUUUUGUACAGCAUCAGAUGAUAAAAGUGUUAAAAUCUGGUCUGCUGUAAGCAAGAAUAAGCAAAUCAAUCUCCUGAAAGGACAUAUGAAUUGGGUUCGCUGCAGUAAAUAUUGCCCAAAUGAUGAACAGCUUGUUGCUUCAUGUGGCGAUGAUUCUUGUUUAUUUGUUCAUGAUCUGAGAGUAUAUGAUAGCCAGCCAACUAAGAAAGUGACCAAAAGAGGACUCAAAUUCACCUGCAUUGAUUGGUAUCCCAAUAAUAAAAAUUUGGUCGCAAUUUCAUCCCAUGAUGCAUGCAUAAGAAUAUUUGACUUGCGAUCAGAUAAGGCAUUGCAAUAUUACAAUGCACAUUCUGGACCAGUUAAUCAUAUCGAAUUUCACCCAUCCGGAAAUUAUCUCAUUAGCUCAUCUGAUGAUGGAACAUCCAAGAUUUUUGAUGUACUCGAGGGUCGAGUUCUUUUCACUCUACAGGAGCACCAAGGUGCUGUUUUUUGCUCAUCUUUCAAUAAAGAUGGCAAAAUUUUCGCUACUGUCGGUAAAGAUGCGAUUGUCAGUCUUUGGAAUAGCAAUCUAUUAGCACAGAAUGAUGAUAGCAUGCUAGAAAAUGAGCAAGGUUCAAUCGAUGUAGAGCGACUCACCAGGAGAUUGUCGAGCAGUUCCAUUAAGGAUUCAUCUUUCGACGCCAAAUUUUCACCAACUGCCGAUAAAAAGUCUGAUAAAUUGUCAAAUGUUGAUCAGCUUGACUCUUUAUCUGUAGACAGCAGGACAUCAAAAGACCCAUCAAUUUUGAUUCAAAUUCUCAAUCACUUAGAUUUACUUGCUCAAAGCGUUACGUCCUUGGAGAAACGGGUUGCUCGAAUUGAGAGAAAAUUUGGAGAUUUUUAAUUUAUUAGCAUUUUUUGGUCAUUUAAGUUAUCUAUUUUUUUGCAAUUUUCAUCUGUAUUUUUUUCUGAAUUUCUCAGUCAUUUUUACUACUGAACUGUGAGUAAACAAUGUUUUGGUGAUUUCGUGCAUUAUUGCGCUUUUUGAUUUGAUUCAUUUUUGUACUUUUCUAUUCCGUAUCAAAUGUUGUAAUUAUUCUUCAGCAUGUUUUGUUUAUUAGAUCCGAUCGAUCUAUUUCUUAGAUUUAAAACAAAUUAAAAUAUUUAAUUCUACAUUUCUUA